CUGAAGAUAUUGAAUAUUUUUCCAUCACUGGCAUCUCUGGUGGUUUCUGCUGUUCAUGAUUACCGAACGUAAAAAUUGCCUCAUGGGCGUAUGUUGUUAUCAAUUUCCGGUACUUAUUGCAUUGUUUUGUGUUUCGCGGAUUUUAUUGUGGUCCGAGUUUUUCGGAAUUGUUAUUUAACCAAAAAUAUUUACAUUUGAAAGAGUACUAGCAGCGUUGUUCAAGCUAAAAUGGACUCAAACGGCUUUGUGCUUAGCGAAGCACUUAAUAUAAGAGACUUACUUGGUGAAAAUGGAGCACAAUUUCAGAUCAGUACAAAAUAUAAUGAACAUGGUGAGGAAUUUUUCAUGGAAGAUGACUAUGGGAGUGCAGAUGAGGACGAGGAUGCUCACCGGAAUAUAAUGAAUCCAUGGGAUAAAAGUUUCGAUGAACUGAGAGCCCAAAUGUUUAUGAUUUCCGACUAUAUAUUUAAGCGUACUACAAAACAAGGAGUUGGCGAUGAAUUAGUACCUGACCGGGCGCGGGUCACGGUAGAUUACAAUGCGUACUUUGAAGGAGAAGCAUAUGCGUUCGAUUCGACGUCUAUGCGUGGAGAGUACAAAAAGUUUACCAUCGGAGCAGCUGAAGUAUUAGGCGGAUUGGAGGAUGCUGUAAAAUCCAUGAAACCCAGUGAAGAAGCACAGUUUGUUAUUGGAUAUCAAGUUCUGUUUGGAGAACUCGGUUGCAAACCGAGAAUCAAACCAAAGGCAGACGCAUUAUUUAUUAUUAAGCUUGUUGGUUUUACUGAUCCUGGGGACGCUGAGGCUCUGGAUAAGCUUACACCCGAAGAACAGAUGUCAUAUGCCGUUGUUAAGCAAAAAGUAGUAGAUACUAGAAACCAUGCUAAGGAUUAUUUCAAAAGAAAUCUGGUGUCAAAUGCGAUUAAUGAUUAUCAUAAAGCAGUUAGUUAUCUCGAACGAUGUACUGUCAAGGAUGAAUCGGAACAAAAGGAGCAAAUCGAAACAUUGAUUCAGCUUUACACGAGCCUGGCUGUAUGUUACAACAAAAAGGACAAUCCUCGGCGUGCAUGCUCAAUGAUAAAUGAAAUUCGUCGUCUUGGUAGUAUAGAUCAAUUGUCCCGCGCUUUAUUUCAUGAGGGCCGAGCUCUUAUGAACCUCGGCGAAUAUGAUCGAGCUAAAAGCAGUCUAUUGAAAGCCCAACGGCUUGAGCCCAACAACAACGACAUCAGCAAAGAGCUCAAAACAUUAAAUGAACGUUGGGAAAAACAUCGACAAGAUGAGAAAUCAAUUUGUGCGCGUGCAUUCGGGCUAAAAGAGCGUAAAGAUGAAAAAUGUUCCGAAGAGCAAAUUCGCUUUACGGAAACAAUGAGGAAAACACUACAAGCAUUCGUCGAUGAUGAGAAGAGUAAACAGUUAACAUUACCGGAAGGACUUAGCGGCAAAGAAAUGGAUACUGUGCAAGAUCUGGCAGAUGAUUUUCAAUUGAAAUUGAACCUUUAUAAGGAUAACAGCAAGGACUUUUACAGACUGGAGAAAAAAAACAUUAAAAAUGACGAAUAAUUAAAUUUUAAGUUUUUAAAUAUGUAUAAAGUGGAUAAUACAUGUUAAAAAAGUCCUCUGAGGUCAAUCCAUUCCUAUGGCAGAGUUUUAAAAAUAUAAUAUAAUUGACAUAAAAACGAAGUUUCUUAACGGUGACUUAAUGACACUACUGUAUUUGAUUAAUAUUAAGACUAUUGAACCGAAUAAAAUUUGUAAGAAUAGCUUUUCAA
This is a messenger RNA of Malaya genurostris, 1766 nucleotides long. It is a transcript of the gene shu, whose product is annotated as inactive peptidyl-prolyl cis-trans isomerase shutdown. Bases 229 to 1557 code for a protein of 442 amino acids. The transcript has 2 exons. Lineage: Eukaryota; Metazoa; Arthropoda; Insecta; Diptera; Culicidae. The record is from RefSeq and is a predicted model, not a curated record. Gene Ontology annotation, molecular function: protein binding; peptidyl-prolyl cis-trans isomerase activity.